Molecule: messenger RNA, 927 nt
Organism: Haemonchus placei
Lineage: Eukaryota; Metazoa; Nematoda; Chromadorea; Rhabditida; Trichostrongylidae
Source: the annotation of a GenBank genome assembly
AUGUUGAUAUUGCGAAAUUACUAUCUAUUCGUAUUUUUGUUCAUAAAUGGCAUCGGUACUACAGAGACCGACGACAAAUUCUCCGGCCUCCCAGACGCAAGGAAAAAGGAGCUCCUAGAGGCCUACAGCAAAUCUGAUGUCUUGAUAGUUCAUCAAAAGUUAGCAGAACUCAGGAAGAAAUGGAUGGAGAAACUCAAAAGUAAAGAAGCUGCUGGCAAUCAACCUUUACGAAGGAGACUGAAUAGCUUAAUGCCGAAUAUGCUUCCCCAAGAAAAUGGCCCAACAGUUCUCCCCAUCCACGAAAUCAACAGAGACGCAAACCUCAGCGAGUUCUUGUACCAAGCGGACAUGGUUCUCACUAUAACUCAAGCGGAGCAACUCGGGAAAGACAAUGACGACGUUCGGGCAAAGCGUCAGGCCUACCGCGACAUAUUCUAUCCAAACACAAUUUGGGGAAGGACAGUUUUCUACUUUUUUGAUCCAUCAGCACCCGCUGAUGUUAAAGCAGCGUUCUCAGCCGCAGCUCAUUUCUGGCAGAGCAACACAUGUAUUAAAUUCGUCGAAGAUAGCACAGCGCUGAAUAGGAUAAGGGUGUUCAAAGGAGAUGGAUGCUACUCUUACGUAGGAAAAGUCGGUGGACAACAAGACUUGUCACUGGGGAAAGGGUGUGAAAGCGUAGGAACAGCUGCACACGAACUCGGUCACGCUCUGGGAUUCUUCCACUCCCAGUCAAGGGUGGACCGGGACUCUGCUAUCAGUAUAAUCGUGGAGAAUAUUCAACCCAGUUUUGUGGAUCAAUUCGACAAAGAGUCGCCAACUACCAACUACAAUUAUGGAAUGCCGUAUGACUUUGGAAGCAUUAUGCAGUAUGGAGCAACGAGAGUUUUCGUGAAAAAGUCUGAUCAUCUCGGCCUGGAGUUCAUCUGA